AGCCUCCGGAGGGCGCAGUGUCGUCUCUCAUUAGCAGCUGCUGGAUGUUGUUUUGUGCAGUGAGACAAUCCGACUGAAUGGCGGAGAGUCACACUUCAGCAUGGCAGAAAGCGUCGAGAUGCACGAAAACCCUCACGUUUUAGAUUAAAGGUGGGCCGGCAGGAUGGGGGAAGGGCCUGCAGUCAGGGUUUCGGCUGCCAUCACACCCAUGCAGCAGAUGCUGGCAUCUGGCACUGGAGCUGUACUAACAUCCCUUUUUGUCACACCAUUGGAUGUGGUGAAGAUCAGACUUCAAGCCCAGCAAACUCCCCUCUAUCAAGCCCUAGCAGCAGAUUCAAGGCCCUGGACUGGGGUCAUCCGGCCUUCAAAAUGGAAAUGUUUUCUCUAUUGUAACGGCUUGAUGGACCACAUCUAUGUGUGUCAGAAUGUUUCAACCUGUGCCAGCUGGUACAAAACCCCCACCCACUUCAGCGGCACCGUGGAUGCAUUUGUGAAGAUCACGCGUCAUGAGGGGCUCAGGUCUCUGUGGAGCGGACUUCCCCCCACACUGGUGAUGGCAGUACCAGCCACAGUCAUCUACUUCACUUGUUACGACCAAUUGAGAGACUUCCUACGUUAUGGCAUGGGCUAUCAGGGGGACCACAUCCCUCUCAUAGCAGGAGGGCUAGCCAGAUUGGGAGCAGUGUCCGUGAUCAGCCCUCUGGAGUUGGUACGCACAAAGAUGCAGUCCCGCAGGCUCCCCUACAGUGAGCUGAUAGUGUGUAUCCGCUCGGCUGUGGCUCAAGACGGCUGGCUGUCACUCUGGAGAGGUUGGGGUCCCACUGUACUACGGGACGUGCCCUUCUCCGCCCUGUAUUGGUUUAACUAUGAACUUGUGAAGGCACAGCUGUGUGAGAGGUAUAGGGCCCCACAGACCUCUUUCACUAUCAGUUUUACUGCAGGGGCCAUUUCAGGAGCGAUAGCUGCAAUUCUGACCUUGCCGUUCGAUGUGGUGAAAACACGCAGGCAAAUCCAGUUAGGAGAGAUGGAGGCUCUCGGAGCAGGCUCUGUGAAUAAACCAUCCUCCACAUGGAACAUAAUGAGGAAUAUCUGGACUGACAUGGGGUACAGGGGAUUGUUUGCAGGUUUCCUUCCAAGAGUGAUUAAAGUUGCUCCCGCCUGUGCAGUCAUGAUCAGCACUUAUGAGUUUGGGAAAACCUUCUUUCAUGAGCGUAACCUGAACCAGGCACAGUGUGGACUCUGAGGUGGUCAUGAGGACCUACUGUUUGUCAUUUUUUCCCUCCCAUAAGGACCAAGCUCUGACGCUGCACCAACUGAAGCAACGCACUGAAAAACCACAGCUGCGGCAGCCCUGAGAAAAAGAGAGAGACACCUCCUUUUCAGCAUGACUGUUCCACUACAGCAAACACUGAUGACUUUAGCCUAGCAUUGUCCCGAGUCCCUUUUUUACUGAAAGAAACUCUAAUUGUUGGGUGAUAUGCCCACAGACUGGCACCAGGAAUCAAAAGCUUGCAUUGCAUCUGAGACCUAAGCCCUCAGUUGUGAAGCAGUGAUCAAUGCACAAUAUGCCCUAAUACCCUGUGAUGCCUUAAAUGGGAAUUUUACCAAAGCAUGCUGGCAUAAAAAACGACUUCCUCACGAUACCCCACCUAUUGAAAUGGCUGCCGAUUGGACUUGACAUCCAGCUUGCUGUAUCUGCAGUGCAUGACUUUAGACACGUUCAUUAAAGACACUGUGAUGCCCUCUACUGUUUAUGUUUAAGAACCUCACACAGAAUGGAUAAACCUCUCAUUACCAGUUUUUGUUCUCUUUGUUUUCAGUGGGACAAUCCUUUUUUUUUUUUUUUUACCUAAAAGUAACAAGUCUGAAAUCACAAGACUUGUCCUUUGACAUUAAUAAAAACAUCUGUGACACUGUUGGAGGUUUAAUUUAAUUCCUUGAAAAUGGAAUACACCCCCAUUUUUCUUUUUUUGUUUUACUUUUUUUUUUUUUUUAGACCAGUUGAUUUCUAGUGUGGGUUGAUCCCUGGUAUUGUCCUUUGUGUGUGUGAACUAAACCAAUUCAAUGCAUUUAGUUGAAAUAUGAACAAUAAACAAGUAAAAAUACUGCUGAAAUGAUUACACAGUGCUCAAAAUGUACCAAAAAGCUUAUAUUUAAGAAUUGUUUGUGUGCAUCACUUUCCAUACAUGAAUCAUACUACAUAACUGAAUAAGGAGUUACAGAUUGCAUUUCAGAGUGAAUGUGAGAAAAUGUACCUGAAAAAAAGAAGACCUGUGAUAGCAUGUGAAAUAUGAUCGGGAUGUUUUACUCUUAAAAGUAUGUGAGUGCCGUUUAAGCUGUAGUUUUUUAUGAUUACGUUUGUGUGAUAAUUUUCAUUAAUAUAUUCUCUAAUAUUUUGUUAUUGGACACUUCUGUAAAGAAUAAAAAAUUUAAAAAUAA
This is a messenger RNA of Myxocyprinus asiaticus (Chinese sucker), 2439 nucleotides long. RefSeq names its product probable mitochondrial glutathione transporter SLC25A39. Gene Ontology annotation, biological process: mitochondrial transmembrane transport. Bases 164 to 1243 code for a protein of 359 amino acids. NCBI's taxonomy places the organism in Eukaryota, Metazoa, Chordata, Actinopteri, Cypriniformes, Catostomidae. The transcript has 12 exons. The record is from RefSeq and is a predicted model, not a curated record.